GGCUUGAGUGAGUUGUGCCUUGCAGUGAGCUGCCGUCGUUGCCGAGAACAAUAAUAAUUAUUGUUUUAGCUAGAGAACAGUGCAAAUUAAGCCAAAACCAUGUCGGACAGCGACGACAACGACAAUGAUAACAUGUGGGAAAACAAAGCAGAGGACAGUGGAUCAGAGGAGCCUGAGCCCUCAGAAAAGGGCUCUGACAAUGAGUCCGAGAAAAACCAUUCCAGCGAUAGCGAACAAGAAAUUCAGGCCUCCAGCAAGAAGAAGAAAAAGAAGCAGAAAAAUCGACAGGUUGAAAGUGGUUCAGAAGAAGAGGAGAAGGACCGAGAAGAUGAGUAUGAUGAAGAAGAGGAGGAAGACGAUUACGACCGGCCAAAUAAAAAGCGGAAGAAGGAUCGCUACGGCGGGUUUAUUAUUGAUGAAGCAGAAGUAGACUCUGAUGUGGAUGAAGAUGAUGAGUGGGAAGACGGGGCAGAACCAGCAGGAUUUGUUGGAAAUGAUGAUGAACUUGGUCCGACUGCUAGAGAAAUUGAGGGUCGACGACGUGGCCAUAAUAUCUGGGACCAACACAAGGAGGAUGAACUGGAGGAGUAUUUGCGUAAUAAAUAUGCAGAUGAGGGUGCAGUUGCCCGGCACUUUGGCGAUGGAGGAGAAGAAAUGUCUGACGAAAUCACCCAGCAAACACUUCUUCCUGGCGUGAAAGACCCAAACUUGUGGAUGGUCAAAUGUAGAAUGGGCGAAGAAAAGGCCACCUGCCUCUCGCUGAUGAGGAAGUUUGUGGCCUACUUGAGCUCGCCAGAAGCUCUGCAAAUUAAGAGUGUUGUUGCUCCAGAGGGAGCCAAGGGCUACAUUUAUAUUGAGGCGUUCAAGCAGACUCAUGUGAAACAGUUAAUUGCCAAUGUUGGAAACUUGCGCAUGGGGCAAUGGCAACAGCAGAUGGUCCCAAUCAAAGAAAUGACAGACGUUCUGCGAGUCGUGAGGGAGCAGUCCGGUCUUAAGGUCAAGCAGUGGGUUCGACUGAAGAGGGGAAUUUUCAAGGAUGACAUAGCGCAAGUGGAUUAUGUAGAUUUAGCUCAAAACACAGUACAUCUUAAACUUCUGCCACGCAUUGACUAUACCAAAUUGAGAGGCGCCCUAAGGAACUCCCAAUCUGACGCAAACAAAAGAAAGAAGUUCAAGCGUCCUGCUGCCAAGCUUUUUGACCCCGAAGCAGUCCGUGCGAUUGGAGGAGAAGUGGCUCGGGAUGGUGACUUCCUGAUAUUUGAAGGCAAUCGCUAUUCCAGAAAGGGAUUCUUGUUUAAAAAUUUCCCCACCAACGCUGUUCUCGCUGAUGGUGUUAAACCGACUUUGAGUGAGCUGGAGAAGUUUGAAGAUUCGCCUGAAGGCAUCGACUUGGAGCUCUCAUCAAAUGUGACUGCGAAAGAAGAAGUGGGACACUCAUUCGCCACUGGAGACGUAGUGGAAGUGUUUGAGGGUGAAUUGAUGCACUUGCAAGGCAAAAUUCAGACUAUUGAGGGCAAUAAAAUCACGAUUCUGCCCAAGCACGAGGAGCUUGUCGAACCUCUGGAGUUCCAAGCAAGUGAAUUGAGGAAGUAUUUCAAGCAAGGGGACCACGUGAAGGUUCUGAAAGGGCGAUACGAAGGAGACACAGGUCUCAUCAUCCGCGUUGAGGACAACCGUGUAGUUUUGUUCUCAGAUCUGACCAUGCAUGAGCUGGAAGUUCUUCCAAGGGAUUUGCAGCUCUGCACUGACAUGGCCACUGGCGUUGACUCCCUGGGUCAAUUCCAGUGGGGAGAUCUUGUUAUGCUUGAUGCUCAGACCGUAGGAGUGAUCGUUCGUCUAGAGAAGGAGAGCUUCCAAAUUCUUUCCAUGAGCGGCAAGCUUGUGGAGGCCAAGCCACAAACUUUGCAGAAGAAGCGUGAAAAUCGGAACGCUCAAGCUCUUGAUCUUGAGCAGAAUCCCAUUCAAGUCCGGGACAUAGUCAAAGUUGUGGAUGGCCCGCACGCUGGACGCGAGGGUGAAAUCAAGCACUUGUACCGCAACUGUGCUUUCCUGCACUCUCGACUCUUCCUGGAGAAUGGCGGUAUUUUCGUCUGCAAAACCAGGCACGUUCUUCUUGCUGGCGGCGGAAAGGCUGUAAGCGCUGCAAGUGCCGGCACAGGAGGAAUCGGCGGCGGCUUCAUGUCGCCUAGGAUUAUGUCUCCCCGCAUCUCAUCUCCCGCGCAUCCUUCAGGGGGUGGUGGCGGCGGCGGAGGCGGUGGUGGCGGCAGGGGUGGUCGCCGAGGAGGCAUGGCCGGCGGGGGUGGCGGCAACAUUCGCCGCGACCGACAGCUCAUCGGACAAACCAUCAAGAUCACUGGCGGGCCGUACAAAGGCAACGUGGGCAUCGUCAAGGAUGCGACCGACUCGACCGCCAGGGUGGAGCUGCACUCGACCUGCCAGACGAUCUCGGUUGACCGCAGCCACAUCGCGGGCGUUGGCGCGCCCACCAAAGAUGGCUCGUAUACCACGUACAGCCGCACCCCCAUCGCCCCUCACUACGGAGGUGGCGGCGCUGCCACCCCUAUGUACAGAGGCGAUGGCUCGAAGACCCCUAUGCACGGCAGCCAGACUCCUAUGUACGACGUUGGUUCGAGGACUCCUCACUAUGGCAGCAUGACUCCAUCUCACGACGGCUCUCGCACACCAGGAACUGGUGCCUGGGAUCCCACAGUGGUCAACACACCUGCCCGGGGCUCAGACAACGACUCAUAUGCCCUGGAUGACUCGCCAUCUCCAGGCUACAAUCCAAGCACUCCAGGUUACAAUCCAGACACCCCAGCUGGGCCAUACACACCGCAAACUCCUGGCACUAUGUACGGAUCUGAUCACAGCUACUCACCUUAUCAGUCGUCACCAUCACCAAGUGUUGGAUUCAGACCAACUCCCAGCCCUGGUGGGUAUGUGCCAACGCCGAGUCCUAUUGGAACUAACUACCAGGUUUCUGGAUCUCCUGGUAGUGGAGCGUACGAGUCGCCUUCGCCCUCUUCUAACUACAGCCCUAUUGGCAAUGUUACGUCGCCCUACAACCCGCAGACGCCAGGCGCAGGCAUGGAGCACCUGACGAUGCAUGAGUGGCACACAACCGAUCUGGAAGUGCGCAUCAAGAGCACCCACGGGGACGCGGGGCUGAUUGGUCAGACUGGUAUCAUUCGAGGCAUUUCGGGUGGUAUGUGCAGCGUUUUCCUGCCUGAGGAGGAUCGCGUGGUGAAUUUGCUUUCGGAGCAACUGGAGCCUGUGGUCCCACAGCGAGGCGACAACGUGAAGGUAAUUCUUGGAGAAGACAGGGAAGCUGUGGGUAUGCUGCUUUCCAUCGAUAACAAUGAGGGUGUCGUGAAACUUGGCCCUGACGAUGUUAAGAUGCUUCAACUCAGAUACCUUUGCAAAAUGAAAUCUGUGUAGCGUCUUGUUUCAGUGGUGUAAUUCUAAUUAGUUUAUUGUAACGCUACUUCGUAAUAAAGUCUCUUAUCAACUAGA
Molecule: messenger RNA, 3513 nt
Organism: Cloeon dipterum
Lineage: Eukaryota; Metazoa; Arthropoda; Insecta; Ephemeroptera; Baetidae
Gene: Spt5
Product: Transcription elongation factor subunit Spt5
Exons: 15
Coding region: 100-3438 (1112 amino acids)
Biological process (GO): transcription elongation by RNA polymerase II; transcription elongation-coupled chromatin remodeling; regulation of transcription by RNA polymerase II
Cellular component (GO): DSIF complex
Molecular function (GO): protein binding; mRNA binding
Source: RefSeq, a predicted model, not a curated record